This is a messenger RNA of Python bivittatus (Burmese python), 3157 nucleotides long. Lineage: Eukaryota; Metazoa; Chordata; Lepidosauria; Squamata; Pythonidae. The record is from RefSeq and is a predicted model, not a curated record.
CUAAGGCAAUAAUAGCAAAAUGGCUUUUAUAUAGCCAUUUGCCUGUAAAGAAGUACUUUUAAGCAGCCCAGCUGACAAGUUUUUCAAAAGCUGACUCUUUUUUUUACUUGUACAAACCACAAGUGAGUAACCUGUUUAUGUGGGCUGGGAAGCUACUAAAAAUUUAUCUGAGCCAAUUAAUUUGCAAGCCCGAUUUGACAUUUAUUCUCAGAAGCGUCAGUGUUUGCAGAGAAUGUGAUGCUGGUCUCUGUGUAGUUACGUGAUUCGCCAUGGAAAGGAUUUUUGUUUGAUUUAGCUUGUGUGUAUUAUGGAGCAUGGUGACAGUAAAAUUAACUUAGAGGCUAAGUAUUUUUUUUUAAUGGUUAAAAAAAAUUAGUUUACUAAAAGAUGUGUUUUUGUUUCUGUAUGUUUGAUGCAGGUUGCAAAAUAAAGGCAUUGAGAGCCAAAACAAAUACAUACAUCAAGACCCCUGUCCGUGGAGAAGAACCCAUUUUUGUUGUCACUGGACGCAAAGAAGAUGUAGCCAUGGCCAAAAGGGAAAUUCUUUCCGCCGCUGAACACUUCUCCAUGAUCAGAGCUUCGCGCAACAAAAAUGGCCCUGCUCUGGGAGGGCUGCCUUGUAACCCCAAUCUGCCAGGCCAAACCACAGUCCAGGUCAGGGUGCCUUACCGUGUCGUCGGGCUGGUGGUUGGCCCAAAAGGCGCUACAAUCAAAAGAAUUCAGCAGCAAACUCAUACCUACAUAGUUACUCCCAGUAGAGACAAAGAGCCAGUUUUUGAGGUUACCGGCAUGCCUGAAAACGUAGAUCGUGCCCGUGAAGAGAUAGAAAUGCACAUUGCCAUGCGCACUGGAAACUACAUUGAACUAAACGAAGAAAAUGAUUUCCAUUACAACGGUACAGAUGUAAGUUUUGAAGGAGGAAACCUUGGAUCUGCCUGGCUUACUUCCAACCCGGUACCACCUCCAAGUCGCACCAAGAUGAUUUCUAAUUACAGAAAUGACAGCUCCAGUUCUCUAGGAAGCGGUUCCACCGAUUCCUACUUUGGAAGCAAUAGGUUGGCUGACUUCAGCCCAACAAGUCCAUUCAGCACUGGCAAUUUUUGGUUUGGAGAGUCGUUACCUUCUGUGGGUGCAGAGGAUCUAGCAGUCGACUCUCCUGCAUAUGAUUCCUUGCCAACUCCUUCUCAGACCAUCUGGACACCUUUUGAACCUGUCAACCCACUCUCCAGUUUUGGUAGUGAACCUGCUAGUAAUGUGAAGGCUCCGCGGAAAGGGAGUCAGCCAUCCACACCUCGCUUGUCACCUACGUUUCCUGAAACCUUGGAACAUCCCUUAGCACGGAGGGUAAGAAGCGAUCCCCCCAGCACAGUCAACCAGGUUGGCCUUCCAAUCUAUAUCCCUGCCUUUUCAAAUGGUACCAACAGCUACUCUUCUUCCAAUGGUGGUUCCACAUCUAGUUCCCCUCCAGAGUUAAGACGGAAACACGAUUGCGUGAUAUGUUUUGAGAAUGAAGUAAUUGCUGCCCUGGUUCCAUGUGGCCACAACCUUUUCUGCAUGGAAUGUGCCAACAAGAUCUGUGAAAAAGAAGCACCAUCGUGUCCAGUUUGCCAGACAGCUGUUACUCAGGCGAUUCAAAUUCACUCUUAAAUAUAUAGAGAUAUUAUAUAUGGACUUUUUAAACUCUUAAUGGCUUGGAUGUAAUGGUACCCCCUAAGUAAACUUAUAAUGAACUCAGACUGUUAUUGGGCUUUCUUGAGAUUAGGCUAACAUUGUUUGAAAAGCAUGUACUCUUUUCAAAAAAGGCUUGUUCAGUUAACCUUAUAGGCCUAGCCAGUCUUUCUCCAUUUUGGUUGCAGCUGUGGUACCUCUAGCAAAGUCCAGGAAGGAAGCUGUGAUGUUGUUGGGAUGCCAGGGACUUAGAUCUGUUUCGGAGCAGGAGCAUACAGUGAGCAUUUGCAGGCUGUCCAGAUCUUGACGAAGCAUUGGCGGUAAUGGCGGUGAAAGUGAAGUCUCAUGUAGCCCCUGAGCGUAGAAACUGUUGAGGGGGAAGGGUGCAAAGGAUGAUGAAUGUUUCAACAUACUUCCAGUGCUGCCUUCUUUACACUGCCAGUUUUUCAAAGCAGGUUUUGGGGAUGCUUUUUCCCUCUUUACAACAAUACAGGCUUAAUUUACCUAAUGUUGCAAAUAAUUUUACAGUGCGUCGAUUGAGUUCCUGCCAUUCAGCGAGUAGCCUAGUGAGAAUUUUUAUUAACAAGAUCAUUGUUCAUGGAGGACAGAGGGGGCGAAACAGGAUGAAUUAAGCCUCUUCUCAUCCAGUAUGCAAUUGAGGCAUCUUAAGUGAAUCAGGAAUGUGUGGGUCUUCCAUUGCUGAAGCCUGGGAAAGCCUUCUUUGUCUCAAUCAUUGCCAAGGGACACAGGAGCUCCAGCCACGUGCACAGAGAGCCCCCAUUUGUAGCAGUUUGCUUAUUUAUUGGGGGGGGGCAAUCUUACGUAAUGCUCUGAAUAUGUGGAUUGCCCCUAUCUUCCAUUGAAAGGAAGGAGACCCUCUGUGUACUAGGCGUUCAUCACACAAUACAAGAUGCAAUUCAUGAUGCUAAGAGCUGUGACGUUUCCGUAUGGACCCCCCUCCCCACCCGUAUCUGCUUCUGGCGGACCUGUGUUGGGAGGAAGGGGAAGGUGAGAGGGGUUUGCAUCCGUUGUAUCUGCAAACGAGGAUGCUAACAUUCCAUUGGCUCAUGUGAUCAAGCUGUUCUUAAAUUAACUAUUUUAGAGAAUAUCAAGAGUAUAAAAAAUGUGAAUCAUUUUUAUGUUUCAGCCACACUUGCACAUUAUGUGAAACUUGUCUUUUAUUUUUAGUCAUAUAGGAGGGCAAAAGGAGUAACAUCCACUUUUUUGUAUCAUUCAUGAUAAAUAGCAGUGACUUAAGACCCAGCAAAAUGGUUUAUCUCAUUUCAAAACUAUACUUUCCUAUCUUAAGGGGAAAAAAUGAAUUUCUCUGUUGAUUUCUUUAACAUACAUUUCAGCCUAUGGAUGUUUCUCACUACAGUACUUCAUCCUCAGAAUAUUCCCAAAUCUGUGCUGGCAUUUUUAAAAGAACACUCAGAAGUUCUGAUGGAUUUCUUUUUCCUUCUUCCUCCCUCUUCCUCUUUCUCCCUCU